Messenger RNA from Castor canadensis (American beaver), 3473 nucleotides. Lineage: Eukaryota; Metazoa; Chordata; Mammalia; Rodentia; Castoridae. The record is from RefSeq and is a predicted model, not a curated record.
UUUGUUUGGUCCUUUUUGAAGUUGAGCCCAGUGGCGGGACUCCACGGCGUAGACCUCUCUCCUUCUGCCCUUGCUGUGUCCAGGAAGGCAUGGGCAAGAAGGAUGACCCCAAGCUGAUGCAGGAGUGGUUCAAACUGGUACAGGAAAAAAAUGCCAUGGUGCGCUAUGAAUCAGAACUGAUGAUCUUUGCCCGAGAGCUAGAACUGGAAGACCGGCAAAGCCGUCUGCAGCAGGAGCUACGGGAGCGCAUGGCUGUGGAAGAUCACCUGAAGACUGAGGAGGAGCUAUUGGAGGAAAAGAAGAUCCUGAAUGAGAUGCUAGAGGUGGUGGAGCAGAGAGACUCCCUAGUGGCCCUUCUGGAGGAACAGCGGCUCCGGGAGAGAGAGGAGGACAAGGAUCUGGAGGCCGCCAUGCUGUGCAAGGGCUUCAGCCUGGACUGGUCCUGAGCCUGGCCUGUCCUUGCCCUUGGUGGAUUGGCAUCCAGCUAACCUGGCUGCAUUCUCCCAAACUACGUGGAUCAAGAUGCAGGAGCCUGGCAUUCCCUGGGAGUUUGCACUCAGACACACACGUGCUGGUGUGCUAUGGGAAGACCCUCCCAGGUGAUGAUGAUUAUCUGAGGUGACGCCACCUCCUGGGAGGAGGCCACUUGAACUUCCUGCUCUGGAGGGAGGAGCAGGGUGCAUUUGAUGUAUGCUGCAGAGAGAACUCCAAAUGGUCCCUGAUGAUGCACUGCCUGGUGCCUCUUCUUUCCGCUGGCACAUUUGGUAAGAGAAGGAGACAGCUCCCUCUCUUCAAAGCCACCACCACCACAAAGAGCACCCACGGAGCAGGGCAGCCGUCUUCAUGUUCCUUAAAGCACCACCAAAGAAAAAGACACUCCGCGAAAGCAAGAUGUGGAUGGAAACUAGGGAGGGGCAAUGCCCCUCUGAAUCAUUAUGCAAGUUAGGGUGCAGUAGGGGAUCUGUCCCCAGCCCUACACCACAUACUCCACCCCCAGUGGCCAAAUGCCCCAGGCCUCUCACUAGCUGUGACCUGAGGCCCAUGGAUUGCUGCAUUUUGCUUUAGUUCACAACCAUUUUGACACUGGAAAGUACUGACUUUGGGGAGCCAGGGAGGCCCCACAUGUCAAGUGCCCCGUUGACAGACAGGCAUUGUCCCUGUCAGUACCCACGUUGGGCAGAAGACCUUUCUAGACAUUUUCCUGUGUUUGCACAUUGAAACAAAGCUGAUGACCCUGCUAGACACUCAGCCACUUCGGACCUUUUUGUCAGUUAACUUAUUUUUUAAUACUUGAAGCAACUUCAUUUUUUAUAUCUAUACUAGAGACACUGAUCACCUGGCACCUGCAUAUAGGAGUGACAGAGAAGUCUCUGCUACAUCCCAUGCAGUCUGAUCCCAAACUGAACACUUGUUACACACCUCUAUUUAUUAGCUUUCUUCAUGACCUGGUUGACAUCAGGAAGCAGCUCAGGAACCUCCGGGUCCUUGCGCACAGCUUGUCUGGCCCCUCCUGUUGCUGUCUGGCCCCUUCCUUCACCCUGCACUCUGCUCUUCUGUGGCACUGGACUUCUGUAUUAGAACACUCACUUGCCCAGGAUGUAUUUCAGCACCAUGGGAGACCAGGCAAAGGUGCCACUCUGGUCUCUGCCUGUUCGGUUCUUGGCUCUGUAGAACCCGUUUUUUUCCCCUGUUUUGGUGCCAGGAUUUUACUUCCCUGCACACAUAUGAUGAAAAAUGUUUGAGGAUAAGCCAUCUGAUGGCUGUCUGAAAUCGUGUGUGGCUGGACCUUGUCAUUAGUCUGGCUGAUGAGGAUGCCCUUGCUUGAGCCACACAGGAAUGUUUGUGCCACCUACCACAGGUCCUGGGAUUUAGGCUGGUAUCUCAGACAGACAGACUCUGACUCCAGACUCUGUUCCCUGCCCUAUACUAGGACCUUCUUGGCUUGGCAAGGGCUAAAUAAGCAUGAUGUAACCAGAUCCAUGAGCCAAAAUAUUCAUUUCUGUUUGUAGCUCAUCGAGCCACUGACUGAUGAAUUUGGAGGCCUAGGUGCUUGUCUAUGAGAAGAAUCAGUGUAUGGUCAGUACAGGGAUGAGUCCAUCAGUACCAGACCAAUCAGAAGGGGCACUUCAGCCACUCCCCGUGGGGAAGGGCCAGUGUAGAGAAUAGGCCUUCUGUGGCAGCUCUUCAAAGCAUCCCAAGGCAGAGCAGGCCAAUGGCCCAGGCUGACCUUGGACCUUCCCACAGGAACCACAUUGUGCCUCAACUUGAACAUUCAUUCUAACCACAAAGGAGCAAAGAACCUGUCUUCUUCGCUUUCUCUAAGAACUGCCAUCUCUCCUGUGGAAAUCCAGAUGUGCUGCUAGCAACCAUCACAGCUCCAGCAUCUUUACUUCUUUUCUAACAAAACAGUGUCUCCAUUUCUGUUCUCUCCAAAAGGAAGAGAAGAGGGUGUUCUGGAUUCCAUCUUCAACCCCAAUCUGCCAAUCAAACUGGACUUUGGACAGGACCUUCACUGCCUGUGUGGCCUUUUCCCUAACCCUGUCCUCUCAGAUGCCAUCUGCAAACCCGUAGCAUUGCCUGCGUUCCUGUCACUCCUGCUAACCCAGAACAAGGAAGCCAUUUCCAAAGUUACUGGUAAGGGAUGGGGAAGUAGUGCUGUGCUUCAAGUGGCCUUGUGUAGCGGAAACACCAGUUGUUCUCUUCGCCUCUUGCCGCUGCCCAGUCCUGGUCGGCCAUGACAUCGCUGUGUCCUCCAAAGCACACACUGCUGCCUGGAGUCACUCAGAAGGGGACUGAAGACUGCAGAGAGACCCCAGAAGUCCACCAGCCUGCGAAACGUGCCCCAGCUCCACCCUGACAGUGCUAGGACUUCAGUUCUCCUAGAGCACUUUUUUAAAGCUCCCAGUUUGUAACCACUUGUUUGCAAUACAUUUUAGUAGUCUGGAGACUUGUUUUCCACCUCUGGAAAUGCAUGCAGCUCCAGGCAGAUGUUCUUUCCGAGAAGUCUUCCCUUGAAGGCAGGGAAGCAGGGUAUGUGUACACAUACACACAGGUAAGAUGCAGAGUUCAUUCAAGCGAAUUCAAAUGCAGUGGAGACCCAUACUCUGCAUAUCAAAGGGGGCAGGAGAAGGCAGCCCCUACUCCUGAGUUUGAGGCUAACUGGCAGCUCUGUGUGGGAUUUUAAUCCUGCUCAGUUGAUGUCUUUGGGCUUUUGCCUCAGCAGCCAUCCUCAAGCUGAUUUUGACCAGCAGAGGUAGAUCAUUUCUUAACCCUUUCACAAGAGAAGACAUUUUUCAGUGGGGCAGGAAGAAAAAUGAAUUAGGAAAAAAAAUUAGGGGCUAAGGAUCCUAGCUCAGUGGUAAGAGUGUAUGCUUAGCAUGCAUGAAGCUCUAGGUUCAAUCCCUAGCACCAUACACACAAAAAAAAUUAAAAGCUGGUAAUAUCAGACCCACAAAGGGGAAUGGUCUGUUUUA